UUUUCAUUCGGCUGCAUGAUAACAGGUUCGGCCAGUAUCUAACUGGACGUCGUAGUCGAAGGAGACCCGCCACAGCAAUAAUGAAGUUCGUUAGGUUUAUAAUGAAAAACGCUGCCUUGGCCAGCGUGCCCAAACAUAUCGAGCAUUUCUCUAAAUUCUCCCCCUCGCCCCUCUCCAUGAAGCAAUUCCUCGACUUCGGUUCCAUCAACGCCUGUGAGAAGACAUCCUUUGUGUUUCUGAGACAGGAACUCCCUGUCAGACUUUCAAACAUUAUGAAGGAAAUCAACCUCCUGCCUGACAGACUGCUCACAACCCCGUCUGUGCGAAUGGUGCAGAGCUGGUACAUCCAGAGUUUAAUGGAGAUCCUUGAAUUCCUUGACAAGAAUCCUGAUGACCAUAAAGUCCUGGGAGAGUUUGUUGACGCCUUAGUUACUAUCAGAAACAGGCACAACGAUGUAGUGCCAACCAUGGCCCAGGGCAUCAUAGAAUACAAAGAGGCCUUCCCCCAUGACCCAGUAACCAACCAGAACAUCCAGUACUUUCUGGACCGCUUCUACAUGAGCCGCAUCUCAAUCCGCAUGCUCAUCAACCAGCACACUCUUAUUUUUGAUGGCACGACCAACCCUGUGCACCCAAACACCAUCGGCAGCAUUGACCCUCACUGUCAAGUCGGAGAUGUAGUCCAGGAUGCCUUCUACAGUGCUAAGAUGCUGUGUGACCAGUACUAUCUCCGCUCCCCUGAUCUGAUACUUCAGGAGAUGAACAAUAAGAAGAAGAACCACUCAAUAAGCAUUGUAUACGUGCCUUCUCACCUUUAUCACAUGCUGUUUGAGCUCUUUAAGAAUGCUAUGAGGGCCACUAUUGAGACCCAUGAGUGCAGCAACAACCUCCCACCCAUUAAAGUCUGGGUGUCUCUGGGAGGCGAGGACAUGUCAAUCAAGGUGAGCGACACAGGUGGUGGUGUCCCGUUUCGUAGGAUCGAGAACCUUUUCAGCUACAUGUACUCCACUGCUCCUGCUCCACAGAUAGGAGAGCACACACGGCCUCCACUGGCUGGCUUCGGCUAUGGUCUGCCCAUCUCUCGUCUCUACGCCAAGUACUUCCAGGGGGACCUGCAGCUCUACUCCAUGGAGGGCCACGGCACAGAUGCUGUCAUAUACUUGAAGGCGCUGUCCACAGACUCCAUCGAGAGGCUGCCGGUGUACAACAAAACUGCCCUGAAGAACUACAAAGUGAGCCAAGAGGCCGACGACUGGUGUAUACCCAGUAAAGAGCCCCUGGAUCUGAGCAACUAUAAGGUGGCCAAGUAAAAAAAAAAGUCCUCCAGCUCUGGUGCUUCAAGCCUACGCACCGCAAAGCCUCCAGAAUAUCUGUCUUCAUACUCCCAUGUCAUCAUCUUCCAAGGCAGAUGGGUACAGUCUGGAUUUAGCAGUAGCAUGUUCAUGCUGUUUUCAGUCCCUGUUGUCCUUCUGGGUCAUUCAUGAGAAAGUAGACAAAUAGAAAACAGCUACUAACAGAGAAUACUUGUUACAAUCAUCUCUAAAGGGGGGGGGGCUUGGUGGGGUGUAAACAACAACCAAGACAGCGUGUCACCCAAGCCUUACAGUAGCAACUUCACCCAAAGGCUUGUGUCAUUGAAAGUACUUGAACUAUUUAAACUAAUACUCCUGUUGCACCUUGUUAAAUUUAAAGUACUGUAAUACUGUGGAGUCUGUAGAUUUGAACAAAUGUAUGCCUUUGAGGUUGAGUGGGUUUUUGUGCUUUCUGCGUGGCUAUUUGCUCCGGCAUUUGACAUUUCACUCUUUUAGAAAAAAAAAAAGAGUCUGAUAAGAUACAGUGUUAUCUUAACAUCCAUUUCUUUUGGACCAGGCUGAAUGUAAUCCACUCUUCUGUGCAUUAAGUCUCAUUUAUAACAGAGAUAAAGAGUAUUAUGUUAUAUUAUGAUAGAAACUGCAGCACCAGGAGUAGAGGUCUUCACAGGUCCAAACAUUUUCACCCAAACCCAAAAAUACCCGAACAUGUAGUACCUGGAGCUGAACCAGACCAGUCGGGUUGGGACCUGAACAGAGAAAUGCCAAACCUGAACCUAAACCGGACUCAGUUAGUAUUUUCGUCAUUUCAGUGUAAAAGUCCACUUGUCGUCAUGGUGACGGACGACAAAUGCGACUUGUGUAGAAUAGGGGCAGCUUUGAGCUUGGGUAUCGGACUUUACCCCCUCUCUGCACAUGACGUCACUCAACUCGUUGGGGAGAAAUAUAUGUUUAUAAUUAAUGGAGCAUCUUUACUUUCUCAUCCUAACGUUAUUACAACGUUGAAAGUUACAAUACACACACACACACACACACACACAGCACUUGAAUCCUGAUCAGCACUGUAUGAUCACACCCGGUUCUUCUCAGAUCCACUCGGGUAUUACACAUAAUGUUAAACACAACAGGAGCCGACCUGGAACCCUUUUCAGUAAACGUGGAUCUGAAUCCGUGCAGGUUGCGGGUGUUAGGGUUCGGAUGGAUCCAUAAAGACCUCUAGUCUGGAGCUUUAAUGGUUUUAGCAGAUUUCAAUGGAGGCCGAUGUUAUUAAACCCCUGAAGCAGUUCAUUGUCAUGUUUGAGUUCUGUACCGGCUGUGAGCCAAUAAGGCGAGGUCAGUCUGGGAUCGUUAAUUACGCUGUGCCAUAUAAGGACAAAAAUGCCCUGGGUCCAUACGUGUUGAAAAUGAACCGUUUUCUUUUGUAUUAUAUUUAUCCUAAUCAUACAGUAUGUUAAAGGUUGAUUUUUAUAGCAACACUUUUGUGACUGAAAUGAUUGUAAAUACUGUAAAUAUAAUCCAAAUAAUAAAAAAAAAAGAACAAAUUUAA
Seriola aureovittata is the source of this 2856-nucleotide messenger RNA. It is a transcript of the gene pdk2a, whose product is annotated as pyruvate dehydrogenase kinase 2a. The record is from RefSeq and is a predicted model, not a curated record. Gene Ontology annotation, biological process: regulation of glucose metabolic process; protein phosphorylation. Gene Ontology annotation, molecular function: pyruvate dehydrogenase (acetyl-transferring) kinase activity. The transcript has 11 exons. NCBI's taxonomy places the organism in Eukaryota, Metazoa, Chordata, Actinopteri, Carangiformes, Carangidae. The coding region runs from base 81 to 1310 and encodes 409 amino acids. Gene Ontology annotation, cellular component: mitochondrion.